This is a messenger RNA of Styela clava, 7220 nucleotides long. RefSeq names its product HEAT repeat-containing protein 5B-like. Gene Ontology annotation, biological process: endocytosis; retrograde transport, endosome to Golgi; intracellular protein localization. Lineage: Eukaryota; Metazoa; Chordata; Ascidiacea; Stolidobranchia; Styelidae. The record is from RefSeq and is a predicted model, not a curated record. Gene Ontology annotation, cellular component: endocytic vesicle; membrane; Golgi apparatus.
UGGAGCGCGAGGUAGGCGAUGUAUGAUUCGCCUAGUUAAGCGCACGUCUGCGCACGGGUUUUGACUCCGGCUUUGAUUUCUGCAUUUACAUCAGGACUCUUGAAUCGCAUAGAUAAGAUAAUACAAAUUUUUGUUGUAGAUCCUGAUAUAAUUCUGUACGGUAAUGUUUUGUUAAUCUGUAGUCGCGUAAUACAGUAAUAUCUCAUUAUGGAACUGGCACAUGGAUUACUCUUGAAUGAAGAGGCCUUAUCGCAAGUGCCCAAGAACAAAAAAACGAUCUUUGUUUAUGAAUGGCUGCGAUUUCUGGAGAAAGUUUUAGGAGCUGCUCAAAAGGCUGACAUUAAAGAAAAGCAGCCAAAGUUAAUUGAACAGCUCUUGAGUCAAUUACUUUCUGGACCUGGACCUCCAACGAGACAUCUGAUUGGUAGAUGUUUGACAAUUUUAUAUACUGUUGGAGAUACAUAUUCAUCGUAUGAGACUGUUAGUAAAUGCAACGAAGUAAUCAGAAGCAGAGAUGAUUCACCGAGUUAUUUGCCUACCAGAUUGGCAGCAAUUGAGUGUCUGGGAUGUCUUUAUGAAAAGAAUGGAAGGAUGCUUGGAGGAUUGCUUCAAGAUACAGUUUCUGUAUUGGUUAAAGGCUUGAAAAAUGCAGAAUCACAAGCACGGGCAGAGACUAUGCUCACACUCAAAAAAAUAUUAAUUGGUCUUGAAUCUUCUGCUUCAAUUUGUCAUCGUGAUAUAUACAAAGCAACCAAACUUGGUCUAAUAGACAGAUCAAUGUAUGUCAGAACUUCUGCUGCUGAGUGCAUGAGAGAACUAGCUCGUGAAGCAUCGUUUCUAUAUUCAACUGAAUUUGAACAACUUGCCCAGCAAUGUUUCAGAGCAUUAGAAGGAACCACUUAUGAAGCACGUAGUGCUAUUGCACGUCUUCUUGGGUUUGUCAUGGCUGGAUCACAAAGACCAAAACCAACAGUUCUUAAAGGUCGUAAGCCAACUCUAGAUGAAGUCCUUAAUACCCUCGCUAAUGGAUUUGUACAAGGUGGUCCUGCUGGAAAAACUUCAGGAGGUAGAGAUUCAAUGAAAAAUGGGAUAAACACUGCCAGGGCUGUUCGAAUCGGAGUUACAGAAGCUUAUGUAGAAAUGGCAUUAUCCUUGGGUCCAACUUGGCUGGAAAGGAAUCUAUCUUUAUUUCUGAAGAAAGUACUGGAUCUUGUCUCACAUCCAAAAUCAAUUCUCUCACAUGUUGAAGCAGUGUAUUCUCGAAGAUGCGUUGUUUUUAUUUUGCGGUCAACUGUCGGCAGAAUGUUUGGUGAAAAGCAACAAAGAAAAGCUGCCAAGGAAUUGUGUAAUGCAAUCACUGAACAAAUGAAUCAAGUUGGCAUUGCUCUGACAGAUACAGGUGGCAAUAACCCAUCAUCAAUGGACAUAUCACCCAGUCAACAUAUGUUAGUGUGUGCUACACAUGAAUUAGGUUGUCUCGUUAAAUCUCUCGGAACUUCAGCUGCUCCUCUUGUAGCUGAACCAGCAUCAAGUAUCAUUGAACCUGUAGUCAGCAUUCUGCUUCAUCCAUCACAAGCAGCUCGUCUAGCAGCAUCUUGGUGCCUGAGAUGUAUUGCAUCAGCUAUUCCUUCACAAUUGUGUCCUCUGAUUGACAGAUGCGCUGACAGAAUUCGGGCUCUCAAAUCCUCUGGGGAGGCUGUGUCUGGCUUUAGUUCAGCAUUGGCCGCUCUUCUCGGUGCAGUGUGCGAGUCUCCUAUGGGAAUUCCCCACUCAAAAGGAAAGGUUAUAUUUGCCGUAGCUGAAGAGUUGCUGCGAAGUGCUGCACAAAAUACAACUUUAACAUUGUUCAGAACACAAGCUGGAUGGUUGUUGGCCGGGGCUCUUAUGACAUUAGGUCCUGCGAUUGUACGUCACCAUUUGACGAAGUUGUUGUUAUUAUGGAAAACAGCAUUUCCUAGAUCUAUGAGAGAGCUAGACCAAGAAAGACAGCGUGGGGAUGCUUUUACAUGGCAGUUGACUUUGGAGGCUAGAUCUGGAGCUUUGUGUGCAAUGAGGAGCUUUGUUGCAAAUUGUGGAGAACUAUUAACUGAAGAAGUCACUAGAAAAUUGAUGAUUCCACUUGAAAGUGCCAUGGCAAUGAUGUCCAUGAUACCAUUCGUUGUAAAUACUCAUGGUUUACACUUGAAAGCAAGCGCUGCGAUGGUACGAUUGAGACUUUAUGAUAUUCUGGCUCUUCUGCCACCGAAGACAUAUGAAGGAAGUUUUCAUGCGCUUCUAAGAGAGCUUGUUGCCGAAUUCACACUAACUGAUAAUCCAGCGAAUACAACCACUUCAUUGCUUCGUUCUUUAUGUCAUAGUGAAGAUAGUGUCUUACUCGGAUCAUGGCUUAAAGACACCGAUCAAAGCUUAAUAGAAGAACAAUUGCAAGGUAAUAGUGCUUCUGGUUCUGGUGCCUUGGAACAUGAUCCUACAGCUGUUUAUUUACAUUCUACACAGUCUAAUGCUGUUCCUGGACCUCUUCCUCUUGGUGUGAGUGUUAUUGAUGCUGCUAUUGCUUUAUUUGGUCUCGCGUUUCCUCACGUUGCUGCUAAACACAGACUUCAGAUGCUGCGACAUUUUGCCGAAUGUGUGAAACAAGCAAAUAAGAAUCUAGUACGACAACGUGCGAUUCAAAUUAAUGUAUUCACUGCACUGAUAUGUGCUUUGAAAGGUCUCGGAGAAAACAAACGCCAGCUAGGACGAGGUGAUGUUCUGGAUGCGGCAAAAGUACUUGUGACAGAAGCUUUAGCAAGUACUGAUCCUACUUUGAGAUGUGCCGCAGGAGAAGCUGUUGGUCGAAUGGCUCAAGUGACAGAUGAAGCAGGAUUUGUGUCUCAAACCGCUUUGAAAUGUUUUGAAAAAUUGAAGACAUCUAGAGAUGUUAUAUCAAGGACUGGUCAUUCAUUAUCAUUAGGUUGUGUACAUCGUUAUGUUGGUGGAAUUGGGUCUGGUCAGCAUCUACGUACAAGUGUCGGAAUAUUACUUGCACUUGCACAAGAUCAUAACUCACCAGAAGUACAGGUUUGGGCAUUACAUGCCCUCGCACUUAUUGUUGAUGCUUUUGGGCCAAUGUUUCGAGCUUAUGUUGAACCUUCCUUGCAAGCUAUACUUUCAUUGCUAUUAUCUGUUGCCUCAAGUCAUGUACAAGUACACAGAUGUUUGGGAAGAUGUCUCACUGCUCUUAUAACUACAUUGGGUCCCGAGUUACAAGGGAAUACUAGCUCAGUGUCAUCUGCUAGGUCGUCAUGUCUCACUUCUUGCUUUAUAAUGUCGAAUCAUUAUGAUGCCCAGGUUCAAGCAGAAGCAAUCUCUUGUUUACAACAACUUCAUAUGUUUGCACCUAGACAUGUAGAGCUUUCAACACUUGUUCCUAGAUUAUGUGAAGAUUUAUCAAGUUGGCAUCUGGUUCUCCGACGAUCUGCCGUAUCGUGUCUCCGUCAACUCGCUCAAAAAGAAUCAACAGAAGUUUGUGAAAUUGCUGCGAAAACAACUGAACGUUUAGCAAAAAUGACAAAGAAGCAUUCGAACUAUGGAGUAAAAGUAGGAGACACCGGUCUGGAAGGAGCUCUGUUUGCGCUACUGGAUCACGAAUGUGAUACAAUGAUAAUGUCUGAUACAAGGGAUACACUCAAUCAUAUUCUACAUUCUAUGGCAUUAGGCAGACUUGGAUUCUGGUUGCCACUCUGUAAAUCUGUGCUUGCUGCUUCUACAGAUACAUCAGCAUUGGGGCCCGUUGAUCCUCAACAACCAGAAAAUGAAGAUAAAGAUGAUGAUGAUGAUGUGGCAACAUUCACAAAAGGAAAAAAGGAAGAAAAAUCGGAUUCAAUUCCUCCUCGAUGGUCCACACGAGUAUUUGCCGUGGAAUGUGUCCGGAAAAUUACAACUGCUUGUCGUCAACCUGGCGCCCCUCCUGCACAUUUUGAUUUACAGAUUGCUCGUAGUGUGGUUAGAAGUGGUGGUGAAGGUGAUUUUCUUGUUCUUCAUUUAUCUGACCUAGUCCGUAUGGCAUUCAUGGCAGCAACUGACACAAGUGCUCAAUUAAGAAUGGCUGGGCUUGAAGCUUUACAGGAUGUUAUAAAAUAUUUCAAAGAUGUUCCAGAACCAGAGUUUCCUGGUGCUGUCAUAUUGGAACAAUUUCAAGCAAAUGUUGGUGCAGCACUUCGUCCUGCUUUCACCCAAUCUGCAGAUUCAUCUCAUGAAGUUACAGCUCGUGCAUGUGAAGUAUGCAGUGCUUGGUUGGCUAGCGGAGUUGUCAGUGAUCUCAAUGAUUUGAAGAGAGUACACUCACUUCUUGUGUCCAGUUUAGAUUCAAUGACUAAACCCAGUAAUUCCUCUGGACAACUGUAUAGUGAAAGUGCUUCGACAAUGGAAAAACUUGCAGUUUUAAAGGCCUGGGCAGAGGUGUACAUUGUAGCGAAGCAGCAAGCAAAGAAUAGUUCGCAACGAAAAGUGAAAUCUGCUCAAGAAAAUAAUGAGAGUUUAUUAACAUUAGUAGAACCUCAUCUACCUAUAUUAUCAUCGUUAUGGAUGAAAGUGCUGAGGGAUCUUGCUCUUCUAAGACUACCUAGAGAAUUUCACACUCACAUGCCAAAAGAAGGUGGGGCAUUUUUUACUCCAGAAUCUAUGGCAGCUGUUCGACCACAUUAUGCUAAGUCAUGGACCCCAAUCAUACAUGCUGCAUCGGUAUGGUUAAAAGCUGAAGAGUUUGUGAAAGAGAAAAUACAAAACAGCGAAACGUCUUCAGAUGACGAAGAAGAUCAAAAAACAGAUCACAACCAGAGUGUUAGUGAUGAAACAAAAGCUCAAAUUCAUUUAAUUAUGGGUGUAUGUGUCGAAACGCUGUGUUCACCCAGAGCCUCAGAAACAUUGGAAGUUGUCGUUGCUUGUCUUUCUGCACUCAAUGCUUUAUUAUCAACAAAAGUUACAAGAAAUAUUAUUGGCAAAGAUCAAAUGCUUGGAAUUGAAUUAUUAAACGUGAUACAUCGUUUAUUACUAACAAGAGAAAAUUCAACAAGUCAACAUAAAGUAAUGGAAGUUGCUUCUAAAAUUGUACAAGCCUAUAAAGAAGAGCUGUAUUCUAACAAAGAUGUUAUAGAACCGACAGAGAAUGCAGAAGGAGGGGUCGAAGGUCAUCUUGUGCCUGGAAAAUCAAUUGUUUUUGCGUCAUUAGAAGUUUGUAUGUGUGUGUUGGUGCGACAAUUUCCAUCCAUCAACCCUACGUUUAGAAAUCAAAAUCCAGAUAACAGUAAAGGAAGAUUGAUAAAUGACGAAAGCUCUAAACUUGUAUCAAUGGCAAUUGAUUUGUUAGUAGAAUGUCUCACUCUUUGUUCCCCUAAAGCAACCAGUAUCGUUUUGCCAACAGUUAUGGUGCUGAUUACUGGUGCCUUGAAAGAAUGUGUGAUUUCAAAUGAUAACAAUGAAAAAACAAAUUGUCAAGCUGCCUACAACACUAUCACCACAACAAUACUCCGGGUGAUUCGUGUCAUGAUCAACUUGCCAUUCAUGAGCAGUGAAGAUUCAGAAGCGGAAUGGAUCAAAAUAUUACAAAGCUCUCUCGCUACUGUAUUAGAUUUUGCCAAUGAAGGCGAUGUGAAGAAGGACAUGGGUACUGUAUUGAUGUUCAUAUCUUUGUUUCUGUUAUCUGCUCCAACAAUCAUAUGUAAACACGAUGAAAUUUUAUCCAAAAUAAUUGAUGUUUUUGAGAAGUCUUUCGCAUCUGAUGAUACACAGCUACAAUUGAAAGUGACUCAGAUACUUCCAUCCAUAUUUCGACUCACAGACACGGAUCUAACAUGGCCAUUCAUACAUAGAAUGACUCCACUGGUUGUUAACAAAUUAUCUCAAAUAAGUGAAUCAUCAGACAUACAACAAACUCUCGCAAUUGCAAUUGAAUGCUUCAAAAUUCUUGAUUUAUUGGUUAUUUUGACGGAAGAUGAUGAUCGUCAAGAUAUGAUUGAUAUAUUCAUGUCAGUUCUUGCAACAUUUCUAACAACAAUUGAUGAAGGAGAAAAACUUUCUCAAACAAAACAGUUCAAAAGACAGCUACAUGACUGUGCCCUACAAUACUUGAUACAGGUUGGACAAAAAUAUCCACAGGCGUUUCGUUCAAUUCUUGAUUCUCAAAUGGUUGUUAAAAUGAAACUGGAAGAAGCGGUAAGAGCGAAUCAACUCAUUACACAACGCAGACAGCAGCAGGAAAUCAAACGCCAGGAACAACAGGCUGCAAGACAAGCAAAAGCUAACGCACCCCCUAGCAUCAAGUUGAAGAUGGAUUUUUCUAAUUUCGGUGGGAAAUAGACAUUCGUUACCCACGAUUUUUAUUGCCUUGGAAUCUUAGUAAAGCACCCAUUUAUCCGUGAUUUUAUUUAAAAAUCUUAUGCGAUUGCAAAUGCUGCAUGGAGAUGCUUGCGUGUUGUACUACAACAGUAUAUUUGGAAACCUCCGUUAUUUGAUUUUUGAUAAUUGUCAUUUGAAAUGCUUGAAUCUUAUUCAUUGUAGUAACCACCUACGUCGUCUUUAUAGACUGAAAUAUUCUUGGGUGAAAACAAAAUACUACUUGUCUACUUUAUAUAUAUACUCAUACCUGAUUCUUCUGAUUUUAUCAUUUUUAUUCAUAAAUUAAGUAUCCUGCACUUUUAUUUAUUUUUGUUGUCUUAGGAUAGCUAUUUAAAUUUGAUUCUAGGAAAUUCUGCGCAAGAGCAUUUUGCCGUAAAACAAGUAUUUGUGAUAAAAACAGGUUUUUGAAGUAUAUUUUAUUUAACAAAGAUUUUUUAUUUAAAAGCAUACCCUAACCCUGUAAACUAACUUUUUUUAUCACAAAUACUUGUUUCACAGCAAAAUGCUCUUGCGGCAUAUUUUUCGGACACGAUUUAAUUUCUAUAUAUAGGACAUUGUUCCAGUAUAGGCCUACUUGAAAGUUGGAUGCUUUAUUGCGCAAGCUCAAUCUUUUGAGCGUUUUAUGAUAUAAAAUAUAUGUCAUGGACUGAUGGUAAUUUAUGUGUCACAGGUUCAAUAACUAACUAUUCAUUCAAGUUACAAAAGCAUCUUCAAGAAUCUGUACUUUUUAAUGUAAUUCUCAAUAUCAUUGUGGUUUCGUAACUCCCAGUGAUGACCUUUCGGGGCAAUACCAUAUUAUGUUUUAAUUCUGUAAUAAAUUUUAUCAACUGUAUGUUUAUUCGUGA